AUGGCAAAUCGCAAUCUUUUACUCUCCGCCCUCCGUCGUUCUCGUCCUCUCUCCACACUCUCUCGUCUCCUAACGAACUCUAACCCUAACUCCCUCACUGCACAACCCGCCAAUGCAAUACCGCCUUGCAGCUCACUCGCUUCUUUUCAUCUCCCUUUCUGUCGAUUCUUGUCGACUCGCACCGAGUCAGAAUCUAUCAAUUUCGAGCAACUCGCUGAUCCUGUCACCGAGGAGGGGGUGGUUAACGGUAUUCUUCCGGUAGACGCAAUGAUUUCGUUGCUUGAUUCAUAUCAUGAUCUCACUGGUCUCCCCUGGUCAGUGGAUAAUCAUUGCUUCAUCAACACUGGCAAUGAGAACAACGCUGCUUCCUUUACAUGUUCUGCAAAUGCACAAGAUCAAGAAAAUCUCUCAGGUGGCGCUCUAUGGUUUCAGAAUUUGACUGAACUUCCUCAUGGUGUUUUAGGCGCCAUCUUUCCGUUUCUUAUCGCUAGUUUGCACGGCCUUAAUGUUCAGUACUACAAGAAGUAUCUCAAUUUUUUGAUGCUGCCUUUGUUUUUCAUUGGUUACUGCAUUCCACAGGGAAGUCUGGUUUACUGGGUUACCAACAGUUCGUUUACUGCUAUCCAGCAAGCGUCUCUCAAACAUCCUGUUGUUCGUGCAAAAUUAGGGUUGCUGGAGAAGGAUUCUCCAAAAGCACCUGCAAUUUCUGCAGAAAUGGUUACACCUGAAUUGCACAAAGUUUCACCAGAAAAUUUAUCACCUCAUGAACUACUAGCAGUGAGUGGUGAUGUACAAGCUCUAUUGCAAGAAGGACUCCAUGCAGAGGCGACUGAUCAUUUAGAGCGUGCUAUUUCCAAGCUCAUUCUUUCUGGCCAUCCAACUGCAGAGGAUGUGGAUCAUCUAAUUCUUGCAUCACAAUGGGCAGGUGUUGCCUGUAUACGUCAGGAAAAGAAUGCUGAAGGAAUCAUGCACCUAGAAAGAAUCACAAGUCUGGAAGAACCAGAGGACCCAAAGAGCAAAGCCCACUAUUUUGAUGGUUUAUUAUUACUUGCGAGGUUCUGGAACAUGGUUAUAAACGAGCCCCCAGUACGUGCUUGCAACUUGCAAGAUGAUCUGUCCUGUCGGGGUGAGAGGCGACCUGCAAAUGAUCGUUUUAGAGGUGGUAGGUCGUGCCACACCUUGUACGGCGAACACAAUUUUCUCAGGCGAGUGAGAUGCGCUCUACUUUUGGUGGUCUCUUGGUCGUCCAUUUUUGGAAGGAAGCUCCCUUGGGUUGGGUCCACCAAGCUGAGGCUCAGAAGGUCCAGAAUGACCAAGGACUAA
This is a messenger RNA of Dovyalis caffra, 1323 nucleotides long. Lineage: Eukaryota; Viridiplantae; Streptophyta; Magnoliopsida; Malpighiales; Salicaceae. The record is from the annotation of a GenBank genome assembly.